AAAACCUCUGCAUCAACCUCAUAGAUGAAGAACAUAAUUGUGAAGGCAAACGCAGGUACGCUUACAAACUUCGAAGUAUUCGACUUGCUUAACUCAAGAGGUGCAUCAAAUGAUACUACAAGAGUUAUAGGUCCAAUCGCUAAAUCAGAAUACAAGGUAUAUGAUUACUUGAUGGAGACUCCUGCUUGCACACAAACACUAGAGAGCGUUACAAACUUCUCUGAUCAGUGCAAAGAUUUCAAACUUGCUAAAGCUGAGAUUCUCAAUAUCAUCAAUAUCAGGCCAUCUUUUACUGUUCAACUGGCCCCGAUCUUAGAGGAGCCUAGUGAACGGGGAAUCAAUAAAAAGAAACAAGAGGGAAUACUAAAGCUCGUGGAGGCUUUGCUACCGCCUUCUCCUAUAGUGGAAGCUCGUGGAGAAAACGAGGAAGAGGAAACAGAGGAGGGUGAACAAUCAUAACAUGGCAACUGCAGUUUUGAAGACUUUAAUUUUUGAGUUUAUUGUCCUUCUGUUUUCGAUUUGUAUAAGCAUCACUAAACGUUUGUGAGUUUAUGUGAAGUUUACUAAUGCAUACUACAUGGUUUCUUUUUUUUUUGGUAACCUAAUGGUCCAGGCCUCACCGUAGUGGUCCAGGCUAGAGAUCGAACCCUUUAGCAGCACGGACGCACACCCGAAGAUGGGUCAUGGUCGGAUAGCGGUCUUUGGUCUCGGGCACCAGAGCAAGUCCGUAUAUAAAUUCCUUGGUGGCCAACGCGAAUCGAAACCAUGACAUUUUCAUUUCCAUAUAACAAUGUAGGAAAUAUAAGUCAUAUAUGAC
Messenger RNA from Eruca vesicaria subsp. sativa (arugula), 817 nucleotides. Lineage: Eukaryota; Viridiplantae; Streptophyta; Magnoliopsida; Brassicales; Brassicaceae. The record is from the annotation of a GenBank genome assembly.